CGAGCGUUAUUCAUUUGCGGUUUUAUCUCAAUUUAUCCAGAAUCGUCUGUGCCGAAGGUCAUAUCGCGGUCUCGUUGGUGAAUUUGGAUCUGAAAGCGUUACCCCAUUUAAUUGCAUUAAUGCUUACUGUCGGUAUAACGAGUCAAAUUUUGUCAAUGAAACUGAUGAGAUCUUAUGGGUUCGCAUGCACUCGUUUACUGAUCCCGGUAAGCCUUUCUUUGCGCCACUACAGUUGGUAGUUUCGGGUGGAAGCAGUAUUUACCCCGAAGAAAAAGAGUAUGUUCCGGCAGCUGUUUCCACUGGUACUGCUUGUCAUGAAACUGUUUCGCAAGCAAUUGAUACUGCUCUCAUUGAAUGUAUGCAAAUCGACUCAUUUGAGUUGUGGUGGUACGGCGGAUUGCAAGGUAGGCCAGUUGACCUUGAUCAACGAAAUUUUUUGCGUACUUAUUUUGAUGCAAACAGUGUCAACCGGUUUCUGCAGGAGUUUUCGCUCUCUGUUACAGAUAUUACUUUUGAUAAAAACAUUUAUGUGUAUGUUUGCGAAAUUUUUGGCAAAAAACCUAAUCUCCCUAGAUAUACCGUGGGAGUACAGGGCGGUUAUAAUCGCGAGAAAACUCUUUACCGUUGUCUUAUGGAAGCUUUGUGUGUUCUCGAGUACAAUAUGAAUCUCCCUUGGAUACAUUACGAAAAAUGGUCGUCAAUUGAAAAGAAUCUAAAAAACAUCAGAAACUUUGAUGAUAAUGUUGCUAAGUAUGCAAAAUACGGAAAACCGCACCUAAAAGCCGGAACGUCAAACUUCAUACCAGGAAAGGUACAAGGCUCGACGUUAUCCUAUGUCCGAAAAAAUUAUCCUCAUUCUGGUUAUCUUGUAAUAACGGCGCCUGAGUUUGAGGGUCUUAACCUAGAAGUUGUACGUGUAUGUAUUCCGGAGCUCCUUCCGUUAAGUUUGCCUUCUUAUCCUCCUCAGCAUCAUCCCAGGUUCUUGUCUAACGGAGGUAUUGUUAACCAUGUUGCCCACCCUUUGGCAUAA
Messenger RNA from Cylicostephanus goldi, 1030 nucleotides. Lineage: Eukaryota; Metazoa; Nematoda; Chromadorea; Rhabditida; Strongylidae. The record is from the annotation of a GenBank genome assembly.